Colletotrichum godetiae is the source of this 1940-nucleotide messenger RNA. RefSeq names its product general substrate transporter. NCBI's taxonomy places the organism in Eukaryota, Fungi, Ascomycota, Sordariomycetes, Glomerellales, Glomerellaceae. Gene Ontology annotation, biological process: carbohydrate transport; transmembrane transport. Bases 161 to 1840 code for a protein of 559 amino acids. The record is from RefSeq and is a predicted model, not a curated record. Gene Ontology annotation, cellular component: membrane. Gene Ontology annotation, molecular function: carbohydrate:proton symporter activity. The transcript is spliced from 5 exons.
UUCUUCCUUCUUCUUCAGUGAUACCCCUCCCGAUUUACUUCUUAUUCUCAGUUUCAAUAGACUGAACCGGUCUGCCGGGUUCGUGUAACCUAGACGUCGUCCCUGAUCUAUCCAGUGCAACUCACUUCCUCAUUCUCACAGCCCAGUCAACUCAAACGAGAUGGGCGCUCGAUCAAACUCCGCCUCCGAGGUGGAAAAGUCCUCAACCAACUACCCAGGCGUCUCUACCGAGCAACAAGAGACUGUCCUCUCCGAUGCCUCCCUCGAGCCCUACGGACCCUCUGGCUUCAAGGGAAUCUUCGCCUCUCACUAUGUAGCCCUCUGCGCAGCGUUCUCCGCCAUUGGUGGUCUCCUCUUUGGUUACGACCAGGGUGUCAUUUCAGUCACCCUGGUCAUGGACCAGUUCCUCGACCGAUUCCCGGAAGUCUCUGACCACGCUGCGGGUUCUGGAUUCAAGAAAGGUCUCAUGACUGCCAUGAUCACUUUGGGUGCCUUCAUUGGUGCCAUGAACCAAGGUUGGCUUGCCGACAUGAUUUCCCGAAAGCGAUCCAUCAUGGUUGCCGUUGUCAUCUUCACCAUUGGCUCUUCCAUCCAGACUGCGGCUGUCAACUACGAUAUGCUCGUAGGAGGUCGCUUUAUCGGUGGUCUAGGCAUUGGCAUGCUUUCCAUGGUCGUACCGCUCUAUAUUUCCGAAAUCUCGCCUCCCGAAAUUCGCGGUUCUCUCCUCGUCUUCGAGCAACUCUCCAUCGUCUUCGGCAUUGUAGUAGCGUUCUGGAUCACCUACGGCACAAAGGAUAUCCCCAACCACUGGUCCUGGCAGCUUCCCUUCCUCAUCCAGAUCCUCCCCGGUCUCCUGCUCGGUUUCGGCGCAAUCUUCCUGCCCUACUCUCCGCGUUGGUUGGCAUCAAAGGGACGUGAAGAGGAGGCUCUCUUCAACCUUGCCAAGCUCCGCGUUCUCCCCGACACUGACCCGCGCGUUCGCCGCGAGUGGAUGGAGAUCAUUUCCGAGGCUCGCUUCCAGGCUUCUAUUCUCGCUGAACGUCAUCCCACACUUGUUGGAGGCGGAGGCAUUGCCAGCACUGUCAAGCUCGAAUUUGUCGCCUGGGGUGACUGCUUCAAGAAGGGAUGUCUGAGACGUACACACGUUGGUGCUGGCCUUAUGUUCUUCCAACAAUUUGUUGGGAUCAACGCCCUGAUUUACUACUCACCAACUCUCUUCGCGACUAUGGGACUCGACCAUAACAUGCAGCUCAUCAUGUCUGGUGUCCUCAACUGUGUUCAGUUGGUCGGUGUUAUCCCCAGUCUGUGGACUAUGGAUCGCUUCGGACGUAGAUCGCUUUUGUUGACGGGUGCCGUGGGCAUGACAAUCUCGCAAGCCGUCAUCGCUAUCCUCGUUGGACUGUACUCGAACGACUGGCCCAGCCAUACCACACAGGGUUGGGUCAGUGUGGCUUUCUUGCUGAUGUACAUGUUUGUUUUUGGCGCCACGUGGGGACCUGUACCCUGGGCUUUGCCUUCCGAGGUGUUCCCUUCAUCGCUCAGGGCCAAGGGUGUUGCCAUUUCUACCUGUUCUAACUGGAUCAACAACUUCAUCAUCGGUCUGGUUACCCCUCCCUUGGUUCAAGGAACCGGAUUCGGCGCAUACGUCUUUUUCGCUGCUUUCUGUCUCUUGGCCUUUGUGUGGGUUUGGUUCUGCGUGCCGGAGACGAAUGGAAAGACUCUGGAGCAGAUGGAUGAAGUCUUUGGUGACCGUACUGGACUGGAUGAUGUGGCGAAGAAGAACCAGAUUUUCCGAGAGGUCGUGGAUGAGCAGACCCAUACAGUUACUAUGUCGGCGUAGAUGUUUCUAGCUGGGGGAGUAAGAGCGAUGAAAUGCGUGAUGCAUAAUAAAGUUGUACUGUUGGAACGCAAAAGGAGAAUUCUACCUUACUGUAAGGAUG